Molecule: messenger RNA, 2235 nt
Organism: Toxoplasma gondii ME49
Lineage: Eukaryota; Apicomplexa; Conoidasida; Eucoccidiorida; Sarcocystidae
Product: peptidyl-tRNA hydrolase domain-containing protein
Exons: 6
Coding region: 1-2235 (744 amino acids)
Biological process (GO): translational termination
Molecular function (GO): translation release factor activity
Source: RefSeq, a predicted model, not a curated record
AUGCUCGGCCUUUGCCGACGUUUCGCUUCUCUUCGAGAAGUACGAAACAUUUGGCGAGAGGACGCCACAGAAGAGGGGGACAGGAUAUCAAGGAGACACUGCAGACACAUGCGGCUUCAUCUGCAGAAUCCGGCUUCUCUCUCUCCGUCCUCUCCUUUCUCUUCUCUCUCUCCUUCCUUUUCUCCUUCCUUCUCCCCUUCCUAUCUUCCCCGCCAAGCUAGGACGUCGUCUCCUUUUGUUUCUGGGGAACUGCCUCUUUCUGAUCCAUGGCCUUCGCUAUCUUCCUGUCCCCAUUCUUGGCUCCCUCCUCUCUCUUUCUCGCGCUCGGCGUCCUCUCCGCUCCGUCCUUCUUCUCCAUCUGUUUCCCUCUCUUCGUCGUUUCGGUCUGUCUCCACUCGUUCCCAGCCUCGUUCUUUUCCGUCUCUUCUGUCGUCUUCUCGCGCUGUUGCUGUCUCUCCUCGCUCCUCUGUUUUCUCCCGCACACCCUCCUGGACUCUCCAGAGAGAGAGACGCCAAUUUUCUUCUUCUCCUUCUCUCCCGUCUUCUCUCCUUUCUGUACGGCUGCAUCUUGCUUCGUCUUGCCCUCACUCGCGUCCUCGCCGUUCUCUCUCCACCCGGACUGGCGCAGCGGACUUGCCUCGAGAGCGUUUGACCGCAGGCGACGUCCACUUGUUGGAGGCUCUCCUCCGCACAGUUCGCCAAGAAAAGUUGAAUCUUCCUGCCGAGCAAAGUCAGGCGACAAGCGCCGACGCCGUCCCUGUCCCCGAGGCAGGCGCCUUACUCGCCACCCGCACAGGCGCUCUCUGGUGUACAGAUACUCCGGGAGCGCGAGGCUCCGGCGGGAGUCGGCCGACGCACCGCGCGCAGUUCCAGCUGCUUGCGUCGAUUUUCUCAGAAGCUCUUCUUUCUUCGCUCGAAGCGUUCCUCGAGUCUCGCAAGGAAAAAGAGGUUCUUACUCAGCUGCUCGUUGAUAGCCACGAGGCGCUCUGCUCGAAGAGAGGCGCCUCGGAAGAGGAACUCGGAGAGAGCGAAGGGAACGCAUGCAGUUCGUCUUUCUCCGGGAGGGGAGAUCCCACCGGUCUCGCUGUCCUCGCAGAGAGAGAGAAGGAGGAAGCCAAGUCAGGGGAGCCUCGCGAGUCGAGUUCGAGGCUGCAGAGCCGCGCAACGGAGGACCUGGAGGAGGAGAUCCCCGCCUUCCUCACAGACGAUCCGGACUGGGUGGCGGCACACCUGGAGGCAUGCAGAAACGAGGAGCUUUUCCUCGCAGACUUUUACUUGAGGCGCGGGACGCUGCGGCAGGGCCUCGCGCAAGUUCGCGAGGCCUGCUCUGCUCCGGCGAGAGAGAAAGAGAAGAAGAAUGCUCAAGAAGAGAAGCGAGACAAGUCGAUGAUCUUCGACCCGGAGAAUGACGAACAGGCGUUGCAGGGAGACGCCGUCCUCGAAAUUCAAGCGGGCGUUGGCGGCGAAGACGCAGCUCUGUUUUCCAGAGAUUUGCUGGGCAUGUACGAGGCCUUUUCUCUCGCGCGCGGCUGGGUGUUUCGCGUCCUCGACAUCCAAGAAACGGAGAAAGGCGGCUACCGGCGUGCCUCUGCUCAAGUCGAAGGUCCCGAUGCAUUUCGCCUUCUGUCGUUGGAGGCGGGGAUCCACCGCGUACAGCGCGUCCCGCCUACGGAGGCUCGCGGUCGCAUGCAGACGUCUGCCACCGCCGUCACGGUGCUUCCCAGAAGCGGCAAUCUUGAAGACAAAAUCGACCUCUCGCCGCCGACACUGAAGAUCGACUUCAUGCGCGCGAGCGGACCGGGGGGGCAGAGCGUAAACAAGAGCGAAACCGCUGUCCGCAUCACCCACAAGCCGACUGGAGUGUCUGUCCACUGCAUGCGCACACAGAGCCAGAUGGAAAACAAGAGCCUGGCUCUCGAACUCCUCAGAGCGCAGUUGCUCCAGCAGCUGAUGCGACAAGCGUCCGAGGAAAGAGGACGAGCGCUCGAUGCUCAGAAGGGAAGCAAGGACAGAAGCGAAAAAAUCCGUACCUACAACUUCCAGAGAGACGUCGUCACCGACCACAGGUGUCGCAUGCAUGUGAACGGAGUGGAGGAGUUUUUGGAUUCCUCUGAUGGCCUGUUUGAAAUUCACGAGGUACUCAAGCGUCAGCGCGAAGACAUGCAACUGGCUGGUUUGCUGGAGGAAAUUCGGAGCACUUUGGCCAUGCUGGGGACCUCCAGAGACUGCCGAUGA